UAAUUUAAGAAGCCAAGGUCUAAUGAAAGCCAGAAGACUUACGGACAGCGUCAGUGUGUAGAGAAUUGUGAAGGAAUACCUGAAUAUAAGUUGCAUAGCAUAGCAAUAAAUUUUGAGAGGUGUGUGAUUAUGUGGGAUGCGGUUGUUGACUUUAACUCUGCUAUGGCUUUUGGGCACCAGCGCAGCAGCACUCACUAAGGAAAUGUUUGUGGAAUCAGAACCAGCUGACAAUCCAACAACAACAGUGCCGAACAUUGUUAAUGACACGCAGUCAAAAAUAGAAUUUUCUGCUGCGCAGGAUAAAAAUGUGGCUGGCGGUAAUGAAGUCGUUAAUGCAGAUGAGGCUGAGCAUAUGGCAACUGCUAUUGUAGCACCACUGACUCAUAUCGCGCACGUCACCUACGAUUCCGUGCCAGUGACACACAAGCCCAACGAUCACAAGCCGCUGUUUCAUCGUGAAUCGCACGAUGAGUUGAUUAAAUUGUAAAAAAGCACAACAAUGAAACGAAAUAAAAUGCCUACUAAAAAUUUAUAUGAAAUAUGUGCACCUAUAAAAUCAGGCAAUUAAAAUUCAAUUUAGCAAUAAAUGUUGGUAUUAAUUAAUUUAUUUUUAUGUGCCUAUAAAUAAUGAGGAUGUGUGCUGGAGUUAAAAGAUUUGCCAGUUUCUUCUAAAAUUUAAAUUAAGAGAUUUUUAAGGUAAUAAAAAACACG
Molecule: messenger RNA, 711 nt
Organism: Anastrepha ludens (Mexican fruit fly)
Lineage: Eukaryota; Metazoa; Arthropoda; Insecta; Diptera; Tephritidae
Exons: 2
Coding region: 137-487 (116 amino acids)
Source: RefSeq, a predicted model, not a curated record